AUGAAGAUCUUCAAAGACGUUAUUUCCGGUGACGAAUUGUUAUCCGAUGCUUACGAAGUUAAGUUAAUUGACGGUGCCGUCUACGAAGCUGACUGUGCCAUGGUCAAUGUUUCAGGUGGUGGAGAUGUUGACAUCGGUGGAAACCCAUCAGCUGAAGAUGCUGCUGAAGACCUCGAAGACGGUGUUGAAACUGUCAACAACGUUGUCUACUCCUUCAGAUUACAACAAACCCAAUUCGACAAGAAGUCCUUUUUGACUUACGUCAAGGGUUACAUGAAGAAGGUUAAGGCUUACUUGGCUGAACACAACCCAGAUGAAAUUGAAGCUUUCGAAAAGGGUGCCACUAAGUACGUUAAGAAGGUCAUCGCCAACUUCGGUGACUGGGACUUCUACACUGGUGAAUCCAUGGACCCAGAUGGAAUGGUUGUUUUAUUGAACUACCGUGAAGACGGUACCACUCCAUUCGUUGCUAUCUGGAAGCACGGUGUUAAUGAAGAAAAGAUCUAG
Molecule: messenger RNA, 507 nt
Organism: Dujonia railenensis
Lineage: Eukaryota; Fungi; Ascomycota; Pichiomycetes; Serinales; Debaryomycetaceae
Source: the annotation of a GenBank genome assembly